This is a messenger RNA of Heteronotia binoei (common prickly gecko), 2126 nucleotides long. It is a transcript of the gene EME2, whose product is annotated as essential meiotic structure-specific endonuclease subunit 2. Gene Ontology annotation, molecular function: DNA binding; nuclease activity. Lineage: Eukaryota; Metazoa; Chordata; Lepidosauria; Squamata; Gekkonidae. Gene Ontology annotation, cellular component: nucleus; Holliday junction resolvase complex. Gene Ontology annotation, biological process: double-strand break repair; mitotic intra-S DNA damage checkpoint signaling; resolution of meiotic recombination intermediates. The transcript has 10 exons. The record is from RefSeq and is a predicted model, not a curated record. The coding region runs from base 618 to 2021 and encodes 467 amino acids.
UCCUUCCUUUUCAUGCAGCUGCUGAUGUGGGGAGUGCCCACUUGAGUUCCUGUUAGGGAGAAGGGGGGUUCAUAGCUCUCCAAAGGGGCUCAAGCCGCUCUCCCGUCUCGUUUGGCCAGAAGGGGCGAAAAUUGAUCACAGUGCCGGACCAAAUCUUUUCCCGUUUCUGUGAAUGAAGGUGUGGUAGGAAAAUACUCUCUUCUCUCUUCAGAUGUGAUGUGGUCAUAAUAGCCAUGCAUAGAAGGAACUGUAGACCAAGGUGGAACCAGGUUCAUCGUUUCUGGUCCAUUGAUUUCCCUGUCCUGUUCAGUAUCCAAAUAACCCAAGUACAAAGCUUUCAUUGGCUCCUGUCGGGGUUCUAAAGGAGAGUAGGCUGGAUUAUGCUUAUAUCUGCUGCUUGCCUUGAGAAGGAGGGAUCUGUCUGAAGGAACUGAAUUGAGAAUCUAAGUCUUUUGGUGAAAUGAUUGAACCCAAAUUAGCGCAAGAACUGUGUUUGUUUCUUUUGCAUUUUGGGAAACAAGAUAGAUCAAGCUUUCAAUAGAAUUAUGGACUUCUGCCUUCCUAAGCAGCAUUCUAAACAGGAAAUGUAACAGAAUUCCAGAAGAAUAAGGUCAGCCAUGGCAGAUGUGAAGGUGGAUCCUCUGGAGAAAACCAGCCAUGUGGUCCAAAGAGCCGUCACUUGGGAAAUCUCAGACUCUGAAGCAGACAGUGAUGUUGAAUCAUGGAAAACCACAAGUGCUGCUGGCAGCCAUACACCUGCUGCCAUUUGCAAUUAUGCUGGGAAGGAAAAGCGUGAGGGAACGGGCAAAUCAAGUGAGGGGCUGUCUUUGGACUCAGUGUCGCGCAAAGCCUCUUCCUCUCUGAGCCUGAAGAAAAGGAGGACAAAGAGAUCUCUGGAGGAAAUGGAGGCAGAUCGGGCAAAACUGGAAGCGAGGAAGCUGGAGAGAGAACUCAAGAAAGAGGAGAGAAUGAUGAGGCGGAAGCAGAGCGCGCUUGAAAAGCAGAGGCAAAAGGAAGCAGCUGCCGCCUUGAAACUCUUGCGGCCCGAGCAGUGUAUGAAGCGCCUGACUGUGUGUGUGGAUCCAGGUCUCCUGGAGGAUCCUGGGUCAGAUGCUCUGCUGGAGGCUCUGGAGGCUUUGGAGUGUCACUGCUGCCUCGAGCCCCAGGCCCAGCCUUGCACCAUCACCUGGAGGAGAAAUGUUUCCAGCGACACUGAGGAGCCCCCAGAAAAGGCAGAAGAGGAAAGGGAGAUUUUGCUGCUCUUGGAGCCCAGAGAUUUUCUUAAGCGACUCUUCUCUGUCCUGCAGAGCACCAGCCCCGUGAGCCAGCGGGCCACUCCAGAUCUGAGCCAACUGUUGCCUUCUAGCAGCCCAGGAGACUGCUCUGCAAAGGUGCAUGACGUGGUGGUCAUUGGCCUGGAGGCCUUCCAGUGGUACAGUCGGCAUCACGGAGAAGCCCUGAACCCUGGGCCAGAGGAACGGAGCAGCUACGGAAGAUCCCAGCCUAGCCCAGAAUUGUUCAUGACGCAGCAGCAAAUGGAGGAGGCUCUGGUCAAAUUGCAGCUCUGGGGGAAUGCUGGUGUUUUGUUUCUGGAGACCUGGACAGAUCUCGCCCAGCAUGUUUCUGCAGUGACCAAAGCGAUAGCACGGCGCCCUUACAAGAAACACUUGGAGACCCAGCCCUUCUCCUUCUGCUCCACGGGCAGAUGGGCCAGCGGCGUCCGGGUCCGUGAGGAUGGGACGGGCCUGCGAGAGGCCUGGUGCCGGCAGAUCCAGCAGUUCAGCAGGGCGAGCCCUACCGUGGCGGAAGCGGUGGCCAGAGAGUACCCGUCGCCUCGUCUCCUGUUGCAGGCCUACGAGGAGUGCAGCACAGAUGGAGACAGGCAGCUCCUCUUGAGUGACGUGCAGGUCGCCACGGAGGGAAGAGGGCGAGCACGCCGCGUCGGCCCUGACUUGUCCCGCAGGAUCUACCUCUUCCUGGUAUCGAGCAACCCUGAGCUUGUUCUGGACUGGAGUGCGUAGAGAAUCCAGUGUCUCUCCUCCACCCACCCCGAUCCCUGCCAGAGUGCUGCUGCCUUAGUUGCCAAGGAUUGGCACAGAUCAGUAAAGCACUUUGUUGAUGAUGCA